Molecule: messenger RNA, 2562 nt
Organism: Knipowitschia caucasica
Lineage: Eukaryota; Metazoa; Chordata; Actinopteri; Gobiiformes; Gobiidae
Source: the annotation of a GenBank genome assembly
AUGUUGGAUUUGAACUUUGAAAAUAUUCCACUCUACCGGGCUCGACUCUACUGGGCUCGACUCUACCCUACCGGGCUCGACUCUACCCUACCGGGCUCGACUCUACCCUACCGGGCUCGACUCUACCCUACCGGGCUCGACUCUACCCUACCGGGCUCGACUCUACCCUACCGGGCUCGACUCUACCCUACCGGGCUCGACUCUACCCUACCGGGCUCGACUCUACCCUACCGGGCUCGACUCUACCCUACCGGGCUCGACUCUACCCUACCGGGCUCGACUCUACUCUACCGGGCUCUACCCUACCGGGCUCGACUCUACCCUACCGGGCUCGACUCUACCCUACCGGGCUCGACUCUACCCUACCGGGCUCGACUCUACUCUACCGGGCUCUACCUACCGCUACCGGGCUCGACUCUACCCUACCGGGCUCGACUCUACCCUACCGGGCUCGACUCUACCCUACCGGGCUCGACUCUACCCUACCGGGCUCGACUCUACCCUACCGGGCUCGACUCUACUCUACCGGGCUCUACCCUACCGGGCUCGACUCUACCCUACCGGGCUCGACUCUACCCUACCGGGCUCGACUCUACCCUACCGGGCUCGACUCUACUCUACCGGGCUCUACCCUACCGGGCUCGACUCUACCCCUACCGGGCUCGACUCUACCCUACCGGGCUCGACUCUACUCUACCGGGCUCGACUCUACCCUACCGGGCUCGACUCUACCCUACCGGGCUCGACUCUACUCUACCGGGCUCUACCCUACCGGGCUCUACUCUACUCUACAGUUUCAACUGCCCCAGCAUUGUCCUCCUCUCCCCCUCACCUUCCUCCCUCCCUCCUCUGGGAUGCUGCACAAAGCGGAAGGAUGCUGCAGCACAGCCGCGCUCAGCUCUGAUCUCUCCUGUUCGUUGUUGUUUCUUUGGCUCCAUCUCUUCACCCAUGUUUCCCUCGUGCUGUCCCGGUCCCUCGGCGGUUGGUGUCCCCGGGGACGAUGCCCCGAAGCGCCGGUCCUGGACAAAGCUGCUCCUGGGCGUGUUCGCGGUCUACAUGCUGCAUAGCGCCUGGCUACUCUACACGUUCCUCCACAAUAAGCCGUGUGACGGUGGAGAGCAGUGCAUCCGAUCCUACCUGAGCGCACGACCCAGACUGCAGCUCAGCCUGUUCACGUGUCUCGUCCCGGACAACAGCCAGCUGCACCUCGCUCUGAAGAUCGACCCGUUUGAUCCUCAGUCCUCGUAUGAAAGACAGGUGAUGGUGCAGGUGCCAGAGGAGACUCGCUCAAACGGGAGCCUGUUUGCGGUGGUGUAUGUGCACAGAGCAGGAGCCUCUCCGCUGGAAGACUCCUCUGAAGUCCACUCCACCACCAAACUCACCACCUACCACAGCGCCGCCCCGGAGGACGAGGGUUUGUUUUCCCGCCAGAGGAGGCCGAGCCGCAGAGCCAGACCCGUGUCCCACUGGAGACCACACCUCUCUGUGUCCAUGAUGUCGGAGAUCUUCUCAUUCAACAAAGGAGGCGUUCCCAGUGACGUGCGGCGCUUCAUGAGGGUAUCUAAGAAUGAAAGGCAGGUCACGUACCUCCCUCUGCUGCUGGUGAACGAGCUCAGCUUCAGGGUCCGAGACCUCAUGGAGCUGAACAGCAGCUCGGUGCGUCUCCCUCUGAGUCUGUCGUACGAGGGCAUCUCCCUGAGGAGGUUCAGGUUCCUGCUGCAGCUCCAGGACAUGGUCUACUCCCUGCGACAGUUCGGUUUCACAGAAGAAAACAUCGAUGAGAUCAAAGAGACUCUGGUGGGGUCCAACCUGUGGCUGCUGGUGCUGACGGCGCUCAUCACGUCUCUGCAGUUGGUGUGUGAGUUCCUGGCUCUCAAGAACGACAUCAGUUGGUGGAUGGGGAAGAACAGCAUGGCUGGCGUGUCCAGAAAGACCGUUUUGUGGCGCAGUCUGAGCACGCUGCUGAUCUUCAUGCACCUGUUGGAGGAGACCAGCCUCCUGGUGCUGAUCCCCAUCGCACUGGGGGCCUUUGUGGAGGUCUGGAAGGUUUUCAAAGUCUACAAGAUCCAGCUGCAGUGGAACGGUCUGACUGUCAGCAAGAUGGACGAAGACGAGAAGAAAACCGUGGAAUACGAUGCGCAGGCCUCACGAUAUCUGUCCUACCUGGUUUAUCCUCUGUGUGUGAGUGGAGCCAUCUUCUCUCUGGUUUAUUUGCGACAGAAGAGUUACUUCUCGUGGCUGCUGAACACACUGGUGACCGGUGUGUAUGCGCUCUGCUUCCUCUCCAUGGCUCCUCAGCUCUUCAUCAAUCACAAGCUGCGGUCUGUGAGCCACCUGCAGGGGGCGGUGCUGGUCUACAGGGGUGUGAACACUCUGCUGUCGGACCUGUGCUACCUGGCCUCCUCUCUGAACCCGUCGGUGUCUCUGCCCUCGGCUCAUCAGCUCUGCUGCUUCAGAGACGAGCUGCUGCUGCUGCUCUACGUCCUCCAGCGCAGGAAAUACGGCUCCAAACACAGAAGACGAGACUCGGGGCCAAACGGCAAGAAGCAGAAAACACAAUGA